This is a messenger RNA of Oryza sativa Japonica Group (Japanese rice), 1890 nucleotides long. The record is from RefSeq and is a predicted model, not a curated record. NCBI's taxonomy places the organism in Eukaryota, Viridiplantae, Streptophyta, Magnoliopsida, Poales, Poaceae.
AGAGAGAGGCAGCGACCGACGAGGCACCCUCCCUGACUUGACCAAAUCAACCAUCGUCUCAAUUCGACACCACACGGAGACGACCAUUCUCUUGGUCUCUCCCCCAAAUUCCAAUUCCAAUUUCAUCAUCUUCUUCGUCUACCUCCAGCUCGCCUCGCUUCCCCCACCAAUUGCUUACGUACGACUACUCCUCCACGCCCCAAAUCCAAAAUUCCCCAAUCCGAUCUCUCGCCUACCACCAAGCUCAUCUCGUUUCGUUAGCUACCUACCAAAUUAAUAAGGGUAGCUACAGACAGCGUAGCGGACGAGGAAUCCAAAUCAAAUCCAAUCCUCAAUCGAAGAAAUGGAGUGCGAGCCGGAGGAGCUGCAAUUCCUGGGCAUGGUGGGUAUCUACAGGGAGGCGGCGUCCAUCCUGCGCGCCCACCGGCCGCUCUUCGCCCGCAUCGCCGCCGCCUUCGUCCUCCCGCUCUCCCUCCUCUUCCUCCUCCACAUCGCCAUCUCCCACGCCCUCUUCUCCCACAUCGACUCCGACGACUCCGCCCUCGACUCCGCCGCCCCGGGCACCCCCGCCCAGCGCCGCCUCCUCCACCGCCUCGCCGACGACUGGCUCGCCCUCCUCCUCUUCAAGGCCGCCUACCUCCUCGCCCUCCUCCUCUUCUCCCUCCUCUCCACCGCCGCCGCCGUCUUCUCCGUCGCCUCCGUCUACUCCGCCAAGCACGACGCCCUCUCCUUCCCCAGGGUCCUCUCCGUCGUCCCCCGCGUCUGGCGCCGCCUCGCCGCCACCUUCCUCGCCGCCUUCCUCCUCCUCUUCGCCUACCACCUCCUCUUCGUCGCCGUCUUCGUCGCCCUCCUCGUCGCCGCCGACUCCGGAUCGGGCCUCGCCGCGCUGCUCGCCUUCCUCCUCGCCCUCGCCUACAUCGCGGGCCUCGUCUACCUCAGCGUCGUCUGGCACCUCGCCAGCGUCGUCUCCGUCCUCGAGGACUACAAGGGAUUCGAGGCCAUGCGCAAGAGCAAGGCGCUCAUACAGGGCAAGCUCUGGACCGCCUCCGCCAUCUUCUUCGUCCUCAACGUCGUCUUCAUCGUCGUCGAGGUCGCCUUCCGGGCGUGGGUGGUGCGCGGGGCCACCCACGGCCUCGGCGCCGGCUCAAGGCUCCUCCUGGGCCUCGCCAUGCUCGCCGCGCUCUGCGCUGUCGUGAUGCUGGCGCUCGUGGUGCAGACGGUGGUGUACCUGGUGUGCAAGAGCUACCACCACGAGAGCAUCGACAAGAGCAACCUCUCCGACCACCUCGAGGUCUACCUCGGCGAGUACGUCCCGCUCAAGGCCAGCGACGUCCAGAUGGAGCAAUUCAACCUCUGAUCAUCAACCCUCCGCUCCAUCCGAUCCGAUCGCUGUGAGUUGCGCUUGGAUUAUAUCUCUGUAAUCAUCAUAUUUUUAUUCUCAUCAACACAGAUACUCAUACCACAAAAACACAGUUUGGGAUGGCUCAAAAUCAGGCUGGAUCUCAAUUGGGAGAAUAACCUGUCAGCUGUAUUUGUACCAGUAGACAUUAGAGGUUGUGUAUUGCAUUUUCUGUUUUGAUCGAAUUCAAUCCCAAAAAGCAACAACAAAGUAUACUAGUGCAAAUUAGAACAACAAAGGCUAGCUACGUUGAUUCAACGGUUUCUUAGCUGUGAAAACAUGAUCAUGCAUUCAUGCUAAGCUUUGGAUAAUUCAGUGCGCUCCUGUAUUACUAGUACACUACUAUCAUUUGAAGGUUAUGCAAUCAAUGUUCUGAUACUAGUUGUGCAGUAACAAAGUUUAAGUUGCUUUUACCCAUAUGAUUGAGUCGAAUGCUUCAUCUCGUGAAUUGCACUAACUGGGAAAUAAUCGUCAUUAACUGGUGCUGGGAA